GUUACGAAUGAACAAGCAAUGUGAUUGGUUGUGGGACGGGUAUGAGGGAAAUUCGAAAUAGGAAGUCUGUGUUCCCCCUAUCGCUGUGCUGGACGUCAACGUCGUACAGAGGUGGAAACGUCCGAGACGGCGAGUGCAGCACUACAUGACUAUGACAAUAACACGACCUGAGAUGGCGGCUGUCACACUGGUGGCGUUAAACUUCAUCCUGCUCCUGACAGUGGUAACCAUGGCAACCUACAAACUAAAUAGUAGCACAGAAAGAAGUAAACGUUCCGUCAAUGCAUCCGCAGUGCGUGGACUGAUGGUUCACGAUAUGUCAGCAGAGUGUUGGAGAGUGGAAGACUUAUCACGGAAUAUUGCCAGCAUCACCAACACAAGAGGCAACAGGGAUAAGCCAGCAGCCCACAUCAUCAUCAAUACUGGGGCCUUAUACACUGAAGACGUUGCCACACUGAGUUGGAGUCGGGAUCUCGAAAUCACUUUUCUUAGUGAGAAGAUGUCAUACACAGAUGGGGUUUUGACUGUGAAGCAGGGAGGAUACUACUAUGUCUACAGUCAGAUCGUUUACAGUGGGAACGGAACCCAGGAACUGGACUAUGGGCGGAUCCUGCACACAGUGGUCAAACAGAAGACGUCAGAGCUGGCGGAAGCACCAACUCCCCUGAUGAGGAACCUGCAGUCCACCCCCAGCAUCAGACGGGGACGACCCGCCUACACCACCAGCAGCCUGGGGGCCACCUUCUACCUGGAACCCAACACCAGGGUCAUGGUCAAGUCCAGUGUUCCUGGGAACAUCGAUUUCACCACACCUCACUCCACCUAUUUCGGGAUGUUCCUAAUAUAGUGUCCAGUCUUCCUGGGAACAUCGAUGUCAGCACACCUCACUCCACCUAUUUCGGGAUGUUCCUAAUAUAGUGUCCAGUCUUCCUGGGAACAUCUACUUCACGUCCUGCAUGGGGAUGUUCAUGACAUAAGCACAUCAUCUAAUACGACUGUGGGACACUGUGUGCAUUUAUGUAUUUCUAAUGGAUCGGAGUAACGCCUUAAGAUCCAGUUCAAAUUGCAACUUUCUGCAGAACUUACGUAAAUACUGAAGU
Molecule: messenger RNA, 1100 nt
Organism: Haliotis rubra (blacklip abalone)
Lineage: Eukaryota; Metazoa; Mollusca; Gastropoda; Lepetellida; Haliotidae
Product: tumor necrosis factor-like
Exons: 7
Coding region: 146-847 (233 amino acids)
Biological process (GO): immune response
Cellular component (GO): membrane
Molecular function (GO): tumor necrosis factor receptor binding
Source: RefSeq, a predicted model, not a curated record